UAUAUAUGGGAAUUUGGUAGCUGCCCAUCAACUCUUCCAUAAUUAUAAGUCUCCCCCUCUCUCUCAUUCUCGCAGUGAGAAACAAUGGAAGGUGGAGGGGGAGAAAGCAAGGGGGUUCCUCUGCUGGACAGGCCGGCUGGGGCUUCGACGGCGCAGACGCUCGGAAAUAUUAUUGUUUCGGUUGUCGGCACUGGCGUUUUGGGCCUCCCCUUCGCUUUGAGAAUCGCCGGUUGGCUCGCUGGUUCUCUUGGGGUCAUGGUUGCUGGUCUCUCCACCUACUACUGCAUGCUCCUCCUUGUGCAAUGUAGGGAUAAGUUGGCAUCAGAAGAAAAUUCAUCAGAAAAAACUUAUGGUGAUUUGGGGCAUGGAUGCAUGGGAAGAACAGGUCGUUAUCUAACCGAAUCCUUGAUUCUGAUUGCCCAAUGUGGAGGUUCCGUGGCGUACCUUGUAUUUAUUGGACAAAACCUUUCGUCGAUGUUGAAUGGCCACGGUUUCUCAGUUGCUUCCUGUAUAUUUUUAUUAGUUCCAGUCGAAAUUGGGUUGUCUUGGAUAGGCAGUCUAUCAGCUUUAGCACCCUUCAGUGUGUUUGCGUCAGUAUGCAAUGUGUUGGCUAUGGCGUUUGUGGUGAAAGAAGACAUACAGCAGGCAGUGGAGGGCGAGUUUUCUUUUAGGGAUAGGACAGCGAUCACAUCAAGUAUAGGAGGGUUGCCAUUUGCAGGAGGUGUGGCGGUGUUCUGUUUUGAGGGGUUUGGGAUGACAUUAGCACUGGAAGGUUCUAUGCGAGAUAAAAGUACAUUCCCGAGGUUGCUUGCUCAGGCUUUCACAGGGAUAACCCUUGUCUAUUGUUUAUUUGGAUUUGCCGGUUACAUGGCUUAUGGUGAUCAAACCCUCGAAAUUGUCACUCUCAAUCUCCCUCACAAUUGGUCUGCCAUGGUGGUUCAGAUUGGUUUGUGCUUGGGGCUAAUAUUUACCUUCCCAAUCAUGCUACACCCGAUAAACGAGAUCAUAGAAGGGAAGUUGGUAAAAGGCAAAUGGUUUCAGAAAGCUCAUGAUGACAAUGACGAUUAUUCAACGAUGCCGCCUCUAGGAAGGUUUGCAGUGUACGUGAGUCGAGCAAUAGUGGUGAUCAUACUGGCCGUCUUGGCCUCGUGCGUUCCAGGGUUUGCAGUAUUUGCGUCGCUCGUGGGAAGUACUGUAUGUGCACUGAUCUCAUUUGUUCUACCUGCUUCAUUUCACUUAGCAUUGUUGGGUUCUUCCCUAAAAUUGUGGCAAAGAACCUUGGAUUGUUGCAUAUUAUUUUGCGGAAUGCUUUUUGCCGCAUACGGCGCUUACAAUGCCGUAGUUGGCGUUUGAAUCGCUUGUCGUAAUUAGUACUUUACAAGUAAGAGAUACAUGAAUACAAACUGUACAAUGGGGAAGCAGAAGAACUCUAAUCUGUAUCUGGAUUCCAAUAUUCGAUGUACCACCAGUGUAUAAUAUUCUUCAGCCCAAUGAUGCAGAAAUCCGAAAUCUGAACCAUCAAAUCCUUUACUUCUAAUUUAAGCAAAUUUUCUACAUGA
Malus domestica (apple) is the source of this 1559-nucleotide messenger RNA. Its product is annotated as amino acid transporter ANT1. Gene Ontology annotation, biological process: amino acid transmembrane transport. The record is from RefSeq and is a predicted model, not a curated record. Gene Ontology annotation, molecular function: L-amino acid transmembrane transporter activity. NCBI's taxonomy places the organism in Eukaryota, Viridiplantae, Streptophyta, Magnoliopsida, Rosales, Rosaceae. Gene Ontology annotation, cellular component: vacuolar membrane.